UGAAUUACACACUCCUUGACGUUAAGGUCUGUCUCAUCUCUUUUUGUAUCCCCAAUGCUUAGUGUAGAGCCAAAUCUUUGGUUGGCCCUUAAUAUAUGAUGAUUUAAUUGUGUGUGUGCAUGAAUACACAUUUGUACUGGAGUUGGAUGAUUUUUUACUGAAUGACAUAUUUUAAAUUUGAUAAACUGUCAGGUAGAGGACUUUUAAAAAGUUCUAAACACUAAAACACAUUUAAAGUGAAUGUUUAUCAGAGUCUCAUAGUCAUAAUGUAUUUGUUUAAAUGUAAAUUUCUCUCAAAACUUGAGGGAUGGAAAUUAUUAAAAAGAGCAAAGGACUGAAAAUCAGAAGUUCUGAGAUCCAGCCCUAAUGGCUAUGUGACUUUAGGUAAGUCACUUCCAUUUCCUGAGCCCCAAGUAUUCUCAGUUGGAGAACAUAUAUAAAGCACUUGAAAUGAUGUUAUAUAAAUAUGAACAUUUAUUGUUAGUAUAAAUAUAUCAUUGGUUAGAUAAUCUCUAAUAUCACUUCUGUUUCUAACAUUCUAGGAUUCUGUGAGCUUUUUAUUCCAGAAAAGUAUUUUUUUUUCUAUAUGCUUAAAAUCAACUGCAUAUUAUGCAUCUUAAGGAGUUUAUUUUUGAAAAGACAGUUAAAUGUCAAGAAUCUUACAGUCAUGCUUAUUUCAGUUAAGAGUUAAAUGAUUUAUGGAUGUACACUAAGCAAUUAUUUAUGAUAUUAUUCCUUUCUUCCUUUCAGGCCAGAAUAUAGAAAUAUGAUUGCAACAGGGGGUGUCAUAACAGGCCUGGCAGCCUUAAAGAGACAAGACUCUGCAAGAUCUCAGCAUCAUGUCAAUCUUAGCCCUUCACCUGCUGAUCAAGAGAAAAAACCAGUUAGACGCCGGCCUAGGGCUGAUGUUGUGGUUGUUCGGGGCAAAAUCCGACUUUAUUCUCCAUCCGGAUUUUUCCUCAUUUUAGGAGUGUUGAUCUCAAUUAUAGGAAUUGCAAUGGCAGUUCUUGGAUAUUGGCCCCAAAAAGAACAUUUUAUAGAUGCUGAAACCAAGCUGUCAACCAACCAAACCCAGGUCAUCAGAAACCAAGGUGGUAUCAUGGUUCGCUUCUUUGAACAGCAUUUACACUCUGAUAAGAUGAAAAUGCUUGGCCCAUUUACGAUGGGCAUAGGGAUUUUUAUUUUUAUAUGUGCUAAUGCCAUUCUACAUGAAAACCGUGACAAGGAAACCAAAAUCAUUCACAUGCGGGACAUCUACUCCACUGUCAUAGAUAUCCACACCCUAAGAAUCAAGGAGCAAAAGUUGAUGAAUGGUGUUUACAAUGGCUUAAUGGGAGAGAAUGAAGUAAAGCAGAACGUUAACUCCUGUGCCUCAAGAUUAGCAGCAAAUACACUUGGCUCUUUUUCAGGUUUUCGGAGCAGUUUUCGAAUGGACAGCUCUGCUGAAGAGGAUGAACUAAGGCUCAGUGAGGGCAAGAGUAGUACUCACCUCAUGCCCCCUUUGUUAUCUGACAGUUCUGUCUCAGUCUUUGGCUUCUAUCCACCCCAUAACAAGGCAACAGAUGAUAAAAACAGUAGCAUUAAAAAAUGUGAAACCAAAUCCAUCGUAUCCUCAUCCAUCAGUGCUUUUACACUACCUGUGAUCAAACUUAAUAAUUGUGUUAUUGAUGAGCCUAGUAUAGACAACAUCACUGAGGACUCUGAGACUAUCAAACGCAGGUCUAGGAAUUUAUCCAUGGAUUCACUAGCUGUUCCUUUAACCAAUAUCAAUGACUCCUACCAGCGAGCCAGUGUAGGGUUGUCACGGAAUGAUUCUGUUGGGGAAUCUCUCUCAAACCAGUACAAAUCUUCUAUGGCUCUUGGACCUAGAACUGGACAACUUUUGUCACCGGGAGCUGCUAGGAAACAAUUUGGAUCUAACACAUCCCUACAUUUGUUGUCUUCACAUUCAAAAUCCUUAGACUUGGACCGAGGUCCCUCCACCUUGACUGUACAGGCUGAACAACGGAAACAUCCAAGUUGGCCCCGGUUGGAUAGGAGUAACAGCAAAGGGUACAUGAAACUGGAGAAUAAAGAGGAUCCAAUGGAUAGGUUGCUUGUACCCCAAGCGUCAAUCAAAAAAGACUUUACAAAUAAGGAGAAGCUUCUUAUGAUCUCAAGAUCUCAUAAUAAUUUGAGUUUUGAACAUGAUGAAUUUUUGAGUAACAAUCUAAAGAGAGGAACUUCUGAAACACGAUUUUAAAUGUUAAACACACACACACACAGAAACUAUCUUUUACAAGGCAACUUAUUUUAAAAAAAUUUUCACAGGUGUUUGUUCAAAGCAAUGAGUACAAGGCUCUUUAACCAAAUGGCUAUGGCAUAAUAGAGUUGGCUACUUAUUUUUAUGAUGGAGAUAAUUUUAUGACUUAGUGAUAUACAACUGCAAUAUUGUACUUUAUCAUCACACAGUAUUUUUUUUUUAUGUUCUUAUCUAAGCAUGAUUUCUUUGGUUGCUAUGACUCAGAAACCUGCCUCCAAAUAAAAGUGAACCUGCUUCAGGUUUCAUUUCUUCUCUUGAUUGCUACUUUCCCAGAAUGAUGCUUCCAGGAUUAAAAGAAAAGUCAUAAAGUCUGGACUAGGAAUGCCAAAUCAGCCCAAGACUAAACAUAUUUUUACUGUAUAUGCUGAUUAUGUAACCUGGCAUUUUGUUUUUAAAAAACACAUGGGAUUGGAUGAGUUUAGGGGGAAAACAAAGCAGAUUAAAUAUCUUUUUAAUUUGUUUGUGUGUUGAUUCAUUGUAAUUGGUUGAAUCAUAUGCCAAUAUUGUGAACUCUUCUCUAGGUUAUAUGUGAUAGACCUGUCAGCAUCAAUUAUAUUUUAGAGUUAUAAUUCCAGAAUAUCAUGUAUUGUAAUGCCACAGUUCUGAAAUUUUCAUAGCUUUAAUGGAGAAAAAUCAGAACUUUAUCAGAUGAUUGAAACUGUCUAAAUUAGCUAGAAUAUGAAUGACCUAAAGUUUUUCAUUCAAUUAAAUAAGCUUUGUUAGGUACUUCUUAUGAGUAAUGUGCUAGAGAUACAAAGAAAGAAAUGGAAAAAAAAAAACUCUGCCCUCAAGGAGCUUAUAGUCUAUUGAAUGCAAUUCUAUCCCUAAACAGCCAAAUCCAAAGAUAAGUUAUUAAUUUUAUGUUAAUUGGAAAAAUGAGUGCUAAACAAUAUUAACUAGUAUCUGUUUUAUUCCUUCCUCACCUUAGAUUUUUACCCUUACACUUUUCUAAUCUCUUUUUCUCCCCAGUUCCAAACAACAACUAUGAUAAAACCAAUAAAAACUCAACAUAAUUAAUCUGAAGUUUCAAUAGUUUUAGAAAUCCCUGCAGCUGGUAAAGUAAUCAGCUAAUCUCACCAUGACUUUUCAUUUUGGCCUAUCUCUAGUUAGAUCAUUCAAUAACAUUUAGCUCUCACUAAAUUGUCUUGAAAAAUACCUUUCAACAAGGAAGGAUUAUGAAAACCCCCAAAGACUUUUUUUUUUUUUUUGCAGUGCCAGGUUUUCAUGAUUACUGUUUUAGUUUUGUGCACAUAAAUUCUUAAAAUAUAUAUGUUUAUUCAAAAGUUUUCCUGUGGAAUUCUUUUUAAUAGCUUUCCCCCUAAUUAACCAAACAUUUCAAAGCAUCAGUGUACUGCAGUUGUGUUCAGAAAGCAGAAAACAGAAAUAUUUGUGUUUCCAGCUCCAUCCAAUCCAUAUUGUGAUCUUUGCAUCCAGGGCAUGAUUUGCUCUGUGGAUUGAGGCCUAGUACUACUUGUUAGAACCUAUAUAUUGUAACAAAGUGGGCUAAAUAUUUUGGUAUGAAGCUUUUAAUAAACUUAUGGUUUGUGUUCUUAAUACAUUUACUAUUUUUUUUGGAAAUAAAAUAGAAUGUACAACUCUG
Molecule: messenger RNA, 3902 nt
Organism: Sarcophilus harrisii (Tasmanian devil)
Lineage: Eukaryota; Metazoa; Chordata; Mammalia; Dasyuromorphia; Dasyuridae
Gene: TMEM200A
Product: transmembrane protein 200A
Exons: 1
Coding region: 767-2242 (491 amino acids)
Source: RefSeq, a predicted model, not a curated record